CCAUAACUGGCUGGAGUGCGGCCACUUUUUCAGCCGGGUCCUUUCCUCACUCCUCUCGCCGCCGCCGUCGCCGUCACCGCCGACCUCCUCCGCUCCUCCCUUCGCCGCCGCGCCUCCCUCUCCGUCCAUCUCCCUGCUAUCCGGUACCACUCUCGCCGAUUGGACCCACUUCUAGCGGCCCGCCCAGCUCGACAAGUAGGCAAUGAGCACAGCCAUGGAUGCUUCAGUGCCUGUUGCCGAGCAGGAGGAUGGUACUGUGAAUAUCUUGGGUGGGAAGAAAGUCGCAGUUGUAUUUGUUCUAGGUGGUCCUGGAAGUGGAAAAGGUACACAAUGUAGCAAUAUUGUGGAGCAUUUCGGAUUUACACAUCUUAGUGCUGGAGAGCUGUUGCGCUCAGAAAUCAAGUCUGGUUCUGAGAAUGGAACCAUGAUUGACAGCAUUAUAAAGGAAGGGAAAAUUGUUCCAUCUGAGAUAACCGUAAAGCUCUUACAAGAAGCUAUGAUAAAAAGUGAAAAUGACAAAUUCCUCAUUGAUGGAUUUCCAAGGAAUCAAGAAAACCGUCUGUCAUUUGAGAAUGUUAUAAAAAUAUCUCCUGAGUUUGUGCUAUUCUUUGAUUGUUCUGAGGAAGAGUUGGUAAGGCGUCUUCUGGGUCGCAAUCAGGGAAGAGCUGACGAUAACAUUGAGACUAUCAGGAAAAGAUUCAGAGUUUUUGAAGAAUCAAGUUUGCCUGUAGUUCAGUACUAUGACUCUAAGGGCAAGGUUAAGAAGAUUAAUGCUGCAAAACCAAUCCCUGAGGUGUUUGAAGAUGUGAAAACCAUUUUCCAGUCUUAUGGCCCAAAGACCGUCUUUUUGCAAAUGGUAACAAUAUGUUCUUCUCAAUCAGGCCGCAUAGCGCUCAUGCGAAAAAUAUGUGGUUCGCUAAAACGGUGACCCCAGGAGUACCGAAGGAAAAGGGUGGAAGCUCACGGCGCGCUACCCUGCCAGGAUGCCACUAGAUAGUUCAUCAUCUGAUUUAUAACUAUUUCUGAUCUUCAUUAGUGAGUAUAGAGGAACUGGAGCACAUAUCAGUUUACCUGUGUGCCCACCUCGCUGCCGCAACCUACCGUCCCAUUCGGUACUAUCGUCAAGUUAUGUAGUCUUUAUGGACAUGGUUAAUGAUAUCUUGUCAGGAAAAAAGAUUGCAAUUACUCAUUCGGCCA
Messenger RNA from Aegilops tauschii subsp. strangulata, 1197 nucleotides. Lineage: Eukaryota; Viridiplantae; Streptophyta; Magnoliopsida; Poales; Poaceae. The record is from RefSeq and is a predicted model, not a curated record.